AUGCCAUUCCACCAUGUAACAGCUGGCUUGUUGUACAAGGGCAACUAUCUGACCCGCUCACUCUCUGCUGGCAGCGACAGCGAACAGCUAGCGAAUAUCUCCGUGGAGGAACUGGAUGAAAUCCGUGAAGCUUUCCGAGUGCUGGACAGGGAUGGGAAUGGCUUUAUAUCCAAGCAGGAGCUGGGCAUGGCAAUGCGUUCCUUGGGAUACAUGCCCAGUGAGGUGGAGCUGGCAAUUAUCAUGCAACGCCUUGACAUGGAUGGGGAUGGCCAGGUUGAUUUUGAUGAAUUUAUGACUAUUCUGGGACCUAAGCUGGUAUCAUCAGAAGGUAGAGAUGGCUUUCUGGGAAAUACAAUAGACAGCAUAUUCUGGCAGUUUGACAUGCAGAGGAUAACACUGGAAGAGCUGAAACACAUCCUCUACCACGCCUUCCGGGACCACUUAACGAUGAAGGACAUCGAGAACAUCAUUAUCAAUGAAGAGGAGAGUUUAAAUGAAAACUCUGGCAACUGCCAAACAGAGUUUGAAGGUGAGAGAGAAAUGCACGCCCAGAAGCAGAACAGACAGACCUGCGUACGGAAGAGCCUUAUCUGCGCCUUCGCCAUGGCCUUUAUUAUAAGCGUGAUGUUGAUCGCGGCCAACCAGAUCCUGCGGAGUGGCAUGGAGUAG
Molecule: messenger RNA, 669 nt
Organism: Tauraco erythrolophus (red-crested turaco)
Lineage: Eukaryota; Metazoa; Chordata; Aves; Musophagiformes; Musophagidae
Gene: CALN1
Product: calneuron 1
Cellular component (GO): trans-Golgi network membrane
Molecular function (GO): calcium ion binding
Source: RefSeq, a predicted model, not a curated record